ACCGCCGGCGGCGGCGCGAGGUGGGCCCGGCCCGGCGCUGCCCUCGACAGCGGCAAGUUUGGGAGUUGCACUAGUUUGCGGGGUGGGGGAGAGGCCGGGCGGGGCGCCAUGGAGGAGGACCGGGGGUCGUCGCUGGCGGCCGAGUCGGCGCUGGAGAAGAACGUGGCGGAGCUGACCGUCAUGGACGUGUACGACAUCGCGUCGCUCGUGGGCCACGAGUUCGAGCGGGUCAUCGACCAGCACGGCUGCGAGGCCAUCGCGCGCCUCAUGCCCAAGGUCGUGCGUGUCCUGGAGAUCCUGGAGGUGCUGGUCAGCCGCCACCACGUCGCGCCUGAGCUGGACGAGCUGCGCCUGGAGCUGGACCGCCUGCGUCUGGAAAGGAUGGACCGCAUCGAGAAGGAGCGCAAGCACCAGAAGGAGUUGGAGCUGGUGGAGGACGUGUGGCGGGGGGAGGCGCAGGACCUCCUUUCUCAGAUCGCCCAGCUGCAGGAGGAGAACAAGCAGCUCAUGACCAACCUCUCGCACAAAGAUACCAGCUUCUCUGAGGAGGAGUUCCAGAAGCACGAAGGAGUCAGGUGGGGAGGCACCAGGACAGCAGGUCUAGCUAGUGAGAAGGUGAACAAUGAACAGGUGGCCGCUGGCUUUCGUCUCCAAAGGGACACCGACUGCACAAACACGGAGCCGGGCGGGGAGGAGUGUGCCUCGGAGGCGGAGAAGGUGGCCAUGGAUCUCAAGGACCCCAACCGCCCCCGGUUCACGCUGCAGGAGCUGCGGGAUGUACUACACGAGAGGAACGAACUCAAGUCCAAAGUGUUUCUGUUGCAGGAGGAGCUGACGUACUACAAGAGUGAAGAAAUAGAAGAGGAAAAUCGAAUACCCCAACCUCCACCGGUCGUCCACCCGAGAAUGUCCCCCCAGCCGGAGUCUGGGAUCAAGCGACUGUUUAGCUUCUUCUCCCGAGACAAGAAGCGUCUGGCCAACACGCAGAGGAACGUGCACAUCCAGGAGUCCUUUGGCCAGUGGGCCAACUCCCACCGUGAUGACGGUUACACAGAGCAAGGACAGGAAGCCCUGCAGCACCUGUGACCACAGCCCCCCUCUGCCCUCGGACCGGAACUGUCCCCCGCCAGCACCUGCAGCGGAACCUGGCAGCCCCAGGUGUCACGACCUUGCACACCUCUGGGUUCAGAUGCACCCUCAGAACUGAUCCCUCAAAACAGACUGUCUGCUUUGAGGAAAGCACACCGAAAAACUGAUGCCAAACUCUAAAGACAUGUUUAUUUAUACCCAGGGCUAUCACCGUUUAUAAUAGAUGACUGAUCCCUUAGGAUAUAUAUUUAAUAAUACCAUGAGCAGAGGCCAGACUUUUGCAUUAACUUCAGUAACACAAGCUUCUUUAAGCCAAAUACAUCACAUGCCACUAUAAUUGCUGUUUGACUUGCUUUGUAUGAAAUUCUGUGUGUAGAGGUUCUAUUAACACAUUUGUCAUACUUAAGUGGGAGGCAGGGAAGUGGUAGAUUUUCAGUAGAUCAUUCAUGAAAUUGUCAUGGUGGUAGCGUAAUAUAUAAGAUGCAUCCGUUAGAUAAGCGGGGCCUCCGAAGUCGCCAGACAAGCUGGCCCCGAUUAGAUGCGAAGCAACAGAAAAUAUGGAUGACAGUCCAGCGCAGAAACUGGAGAUGACUUGCAAGAGCCGGUGGUUCUAUUUUGCAUCUUGUUACUGAUACUGCCUGGAGCAUGUAGCGAGCGAGUGCCUUGGAAUCAGCUGUGAGUUCUGCAGUACGAACCAGAGUUGCUAAGGAUAAGACAUUGCAACCUUUCCCAUUUGUAAUUUUUUCCCCUUGGCUUCUUUCUUCCUUUUAGCCUUCCAUAUAUCAAACACUUAGUCCCCUAUUAAGACAAGUGUACCAGAGCGGAUUUGGAAUGGGGUGGGGGAGCCUAGGGGAUGCAGGACUGGGGAGGAGGCCGGGAGGCUCGCCAGUGCGAGGGCAGUGGGUGAAGAGAUUGCUUGGGGACCGCAUGUCGGGCUGACUCAUGGGGCUGUGGUGGCAGACAGAGAGCCAGAAGCCUGCAUCUGGUGAGCUGGGGUUUUGCCGAAACAGCACCGUCUCUCUACCCACAGAGAACCCAGGGCACAGGCUGGGUGCUGACAGAUUGAGAGAGGUAGCAUUUGCUAACAACACUCAAGUACGUCUGACAGGUCCACUAUCUACACAUUGCUAAGAAACCAUCAGGUUGGUUUAGAGUCGACGGGGACUCUGUUUCCAGACUGCUGAAAAUAACGAUCAGACAGGAUAAUGUUGCUUUUGCACAGUGGUUCUCAAACCUGACUGCCCACGAGAAUUAUCAGUUGAUUCUGAGAGUAUAAAAGCAGGUGUAUGAAGGAACCCCCCCUCCCCCUGGCCAACUUUAGUUGCCCUUUCCCCAGGAGUAACCAGUGUUGCCAGUUUCUUGAGUGUCUUUUUUGAAAGAGCUUAUAAAUAUACAUGCAGUUAUGUAACAAAAUGUAUUUUUUCCUUUUUUUUUAAACAUAAAUGGCAGCAUACUAUA
Molecule: messenger RNA, 2547 nt
Organism: Leptonychotes weddellii (Weddell seal)
Lineage: Eukaryota; Metazoa; Chordata; Mammalia; Carnivora; Phocidae
Source: RefSeq, a predicted model, not a curated record